Molecule: messenger RNA, 2528 nt
Organism: Schistocerca nitens (vagrant locust)
Lineage: Eukaryota; Metazoa; Arthropoda; Insecta; Orthoptera; Acrididae
Product: delta and Notch-like epidermal growth factor-related receptor
Exons: 12
Coding region: 1-1743 (580 amino acids)
Biological process (GO): Notch signaling pathway
Molecular function (GO): calcium ion binding; Notch binding
Source: RefSeq, a predicted model, not a curated record
AUGGAGAGGGACAGAACUACAGUGACGCCCGACUGCGAGGGCGAGGAGGCGGAGGAGGGCGGCGACUGCGCGCCCGUCUCCGUCAGCUGGGAGGGCGGCGCCGAGCUGCAGAGCGGCGACGUGCUGCUGGUGCGCAUCGACGACGCCCGGCUGGUGGCCGGCCGGCAGGCCAGCGCCAGGACCCGGCCGGGACACCUGCCCGGAGACCGCUACGGCCCGCCGCAGGACGACAGGCGGCGCCAGCCCGAGACGGCCGUGUACCAGGUCACCCGGCCGGGACACGACCACUGUGACGUCACGGAGGGCGUGCUGCUCGACAUAACGCCGCUCAUCGUGGACGGCCGCAAGGUCGUGACGCUGUACGACAAGGACCUCACCGAGGGCAUCAAUCUGCUCAUCGUGGUUUCGGAGCGCUGGGGCGGCCAGUGUGUGCGGCUGAGGGUGCUCGUUAAGUCUGACAACUGCGGCGAGAAUCAGGACUGCUCAGCCAAGGGCGUCUGCUUCUCCAACAUCUCCAUGGAGGGCUACGAGUGCCAGUGCUGCCCCGGCUUCGUGGGCCCGCACUGCGAGGAGCGCGACGCCUGCUACCCCAGCCCGUGCCGCAACAACGGCAUCUGCGUCGACCUGUCGCAGGGCCAGGGCGGCAACAGCUUCCAGUGCCUCUGUCCAUACGGCUUCACCGGCAAGACGUGCGAGGCAGAGGCGGACCCGUGCGGCUCUGCGCCGUGCCAGAACGGCGCCACGUGCGUGCGCAACGCGACGCACUUCCGGUGCGUGUGCCCCACGGGCUACGCCGGAGAGAUGUGCCAGCGGCCGCUCAACCAGUGCGAGUCGUCGCCCUGCAAGCACGGCAUCUGCGUGGAGCAAGAAGACGGAUACCGCUGCUUCUGCCGGCCAGGUUUCACGGGCAUGAACUGCGAGUACGAGUACAACGAGUGCGAGUCUUCGCCGUGCAUGAACGGUGGCACCUGCACGGACCAGGUGGGCCGCUUCUCGUGCGCCUGCGGCCGCGGCUACACCGGCAACAGGUGCCAGGUCAAGGUUGACUUGUGUGACCCGAACCCCUGCCACGACCACCACUACUGCGUCGACCGCGGCAACAAUUACACCUGCGAGUGUCCCAAAGGCUUCUCCGGACCCGACUGCCUCAUCCCGUCACGAGCGGCGUGCAGCGUGAACCCGUGUCGCCACGGCGGCACCUGCUGGAGCAGCGUCGACUCCUUCUACUGCGCCUGUCGGCCGGGCUACACGGGGAAGACCUGUCAAGAGGAGUUCGUGCUGGAAGCGAUGCCGAGCGCGAUGCCGCGGGCGACGGGCCGCGACGGCCAGCUGGACCUGCAGAUGCCAAUCUCCAUCCACCUGGACCACCUGCACAACGUCUACAUCGCGGCGGGGACGCUCGCCUGCGCCGUCGUCAUCGUCGUGCUCACGGUAGCGGCGUGCCAUUGCCGCGUGCACGAGACGUACAAGCGGUGCUUCCUGAACGCGUCACCGCUGCUGCCCUGCAAGCUCUCCAGGCUGGACGACCCCAAGUCCCCCAGGACGCCUUUCCUUGGCCGCAGGGGCAGCCGGGCCUCCAUGCUGGAGCACGACCGUGAGAGGGAGCGCGACCGCGACCGAGAGCGGGAGAGGGGGAAGGCGGGGCCCGCGGGGGGCGGCGGCCGCUUCCCCGCGCUCGACACCGCCGAGAUGUACUACACGCUUGACUUCAGCGACAGCCAGAGCUCGCCGCUCAUUCAGUAGAGUAUUGGGCCAAAGGCGUUCUGGUUCAGCUGGGCCCCACGCGCGCUCGCACACAGGAAGCCAGCCUCAGCAGCAGCCGUAUGUUUACGUUUGCAUAGUGCUACUCGCAGCAGCGCAUGUGUUCCCAAAGAAUCGACACACAAACACACAGGACGGAGAACAAAAUACUAACAUUAUGUUACUUUUACUGGUAAUCGCGAACUGCCUCCUGUAACGUCAACACGCCCUCAAAUUUCAUGGUACCGAAACAAUAUUUUCUAUUUUUUUCAGAUACCAAUUAGCACGUGUUACACUUUGUCAUGAAUAAUGAGUAGCAUUAACCCACUUGGACUAUGCUUUACACAGUCAAUAGUACUCUUUGUGAGACAAUACUAUCGCUAUCGCUUUGUCACCUCUCAGCUUAUGUCUCUAGAAUAUUAAAAAACUGUAACUGAGUAUCUGCAGCAUUUAUAAAAUAAAACACAACACAUAGUACUAAGGGUUCUCGUCCACCAUUAAAAUAGUCCACUUAUGCCCCUGUCAGUCCCAUUUCACUCGUCAAUCUACUAAGAACAUAAGGUCAGAAAGAACGAAAUAAAAACUGAAGUUGGUCCUUUAUCCAUAUUACAGGAAACUCAUAACAGACAUCAAAAUUUUUUAAAUCUCACAGAAUUAGAGUAAUGUAGCCAGCUAAUAAUUUUGUGAGCUCUAACAUGACCUUGAUGUCACUAUAAAAAUGAGCUAAUUUUGGAAGUUAGGACUGUGUACAAGAGUAGCUCAGUAGGUAAUGCUCUCCUUUUUUAAUU